Messenger RNA from Penicillium antarcticum, 1443 nucleotides. RefSeq names its product mRNA-binding protein NAB2. Bases 1 to 1443 code for a protein of 480 amino acids. The transcript has 2 exons. Gene Ontology annotation, molecular function: poly(A) binding. Gene Ontology annotation, biological process: regulation of mRNA stability. Gene Ontology annotation, cellular component: nucleus; cytoplasm. The record is from RefSeq and is a predicted model, not a curated record. NCBI's taxonomy places the organism in Eukaryota, Fungi, Ascomycota, Eurotiomycetes, Eurotiales, Aspergillaceae.
AUGUUGCCUCAGAUCACGUUAGAGUCACCGCUUGCACAGGCAGUUGCAAAUGCCAUCCAGCCGAAGCUUGUUGAGAUGGGCUGGAGCGAUGGCCAAGAAUCGCCAUUAGUCGAGUACAUCGUUCUCAUGCUUGUCAACGGAAAAUCCCAAGAGCAGAUCGCCACAGAACUGUCGAACGACUUCUUAGGCCUCGAUGAAGGCGACACCGCUGCGCUGGAGUUUUCGCGAUGGUUGUUCUCACAGGUUGAGAUGCUGAACCAGCAAAUCAACGGAGGUGCCCCUUCAAACGACAUCAACAUGAACCAGCCUAUUCCUUCACAGAUGGGACAGAAUCCCGAAGCUCAGGCAUUCAUUCCCUCGUUCGGAGAACAGACCAACGGCCAGGAUGCUGAAAUGGGCGAUGCAGGAAAUGAGUUUAUUCCUACCGGACCCAAAGCGAUGCGCAACGGACGCGGCGGUAAAGGUCGAAUGCUCAAUCAAAUCAACCGCACCCUAGACCGUGGCUCGGACGCAGCUCUGCACCGUGUACGCGGACAAGGGCAAGGAAACGGCCGCAUCGGCGGUAACAACCGAGGCAUGAAAGGAUAUCAGAAUGGUCGUGGUGGUCGGAAUAUGGGUCCCAUGGGAAUGCCUGGCAACAUGGGCCAGGGCUCCAUGAUGCAGAUGUCGCCUGAAAACCAGAUGCAGAUCAUGUCUAUGUUAGAAGAACAAGCGCGCGUGAUGUCGCAGUUAAUGCCCGGUUUCGUUCCCCCGGCCGUCAACCCCGCUUUCCAGAAUGGCCAGCAAGGUCGUUCGCUCUUUGAUCGCGUGGAGCGUGGUCACCGUGGAGGAAAUCGCGGAGGAAACCGUGGGUACAACAAGCCCAAGACUACCAAUGGAGGCGAUAUCGAUAUGGAUGCCGAGCAGGACGAAAGCAACCCGAACAGCAUUUGCCGCUUCAAUCUUCGAUGCACGCGUCAGGAUUGCCCGUUCGCACACCAGUCCCCAGCAGCCCCCGAAGGCACUUCCCUGGAUCCGUCCGAUGUUUGCUCAUUCGGUGCUGCUUGCAAGAACAAGAAGUGCACCGGUCGUCACCCUUCACCAGCGGUCCGCUCUGCCCACCAGGCAGAGGCCAUGUGCCGAUUCUUCCCGCAUUGCACCAAUCCCAACUGCCACUUUAAGCAUCCCAGCAUGCCUGUCUGCCGCAAUGGAGCCGACUGCAAGACCGAAGGCUGCAAGUUCACACACAUUGAGACCGCCUGCAAGUUCAACCCAUGUCUCAACCCCAACUGCACCUACAAGCACGCUGAGGGCCAGCGAGGUGCUUUCACCGACAAAGUGUGGACUCCGCGCUCUGGUGAGCAUGUGAGCGAGCGCAAGUUUGUGGGUGAUGUUGAUGGCCCCGAAGAAUUGAUCAAGCCCGAGAACCAAGAAGGUACUCAGAGCCAGGAGCUUACCGCAUGA